This is a messenger RNA of Myxocyprinus asiaticus (Chinese sucker), 2391 nucleotides long. RefSeq names its product transcription factor Sp7-like. Gene Ontology annotation, biological process: regulation of transcription by RNA polymerase II. The record is from RefSeq and is a predicted model, not a curated record. Lineage: Eukaryota; Metazoa; Chordata; Actinopteri; Cypriniformes; Catostomidae. Gene Ontology annotation, molecular function: DNA-binding transcription factor activity, RNA polymerase II-specific; RNA polymerase II cis-regulatory region sequence-specific DNA binding. The transcript is spliced from 2 exons. The coding region runs from base 103 to 1434 and encodes 443 amino acids.
UCGGUGCUGUGCUCAUGCAGAGUUUAUUUCACUCAUUCACAGGGACCACAAGCUUCUCUCUCCUGCUUUUGGACUGAACUUCACAGAUCUGUUUCCUCCGGGAUGGCUGCGUUGAUUCUGGAGGGGGAAACACGUUAUGGAUCCAGUCCCUUGGCUAUGCUAACCGCCACCUGCAACAAGUUUGGGAGCAACAGUCCUGUCCGAGACUCCGCCACGCCUGGUAAAGUAGCCAACGCAGCACCCAUUAAGAAACCCUACAGCAUGACCUCUGAACUCCAGACCCCCAAGAAUGGACGAGGCAGUGAAGGCGUAGCAGACACUUACAGCGGCUCUUUCAGCUCUGGUGGCAGUUUGCUAACCCCAACUGGUAGCCCUCCACCUCCUUCAAUGGGAGCUUACAGCUCCGACUAUAACCCUUUCUCAAGUUUCCAGACCUCGACUGCUUCUCAGGACCCUUCGCUUUUGGGGACAAAAACCACGGCGGACUGCCUGAACACCUACUUGGAUAUGACGCACCCAUAUGGGUCAUGGUACAAGGGCAUCCACCCUGGUAUCACGGCAGCUCCUGCGAACGCCACUUCUUCUUGGUGGGAUGUCCACACCAACUCAAAUUGGCUUAAUGCUGGGCAACCUCAACCCGACAGCCUCCAAGUGCCCCUCCAACCGGUGGCACCACAAGCCUCCCUCAACGCUCAGAUGUCCAGCUACACUCCUGACUUCACGCCCCUCAAUCCAGCGCCAUACCCUUCCGUGGGUUUAAGUUCAUCUUCACACUUGAUCCAAACCUCCCAACACAUGCUCCCGCAAGACAUGUACAAGCCCAAGCCAGUGGCAAGUUCUGGGAUCCUGGACAACUCGAUGGGUCUCAAACCAGCCCGAGGUUCUGGUGGAUACACGGGUGGCUCUACCACUGGUAGAUCUUCCUGUGACUGCCCAAACUGCCAAGAGCUGGAGAGGCUUGGAGCAUCCGCCGCAUCCCUGCGGAAAAAGCCUGUCCACAGCUGCCAUAUUCCUGGUUGUGGAAAGGUCUACGGCAAGGCCUCUCACCUCAAAGCCCACCUGCGUUGGCACACGGGCGAGAGACCCUUCGUAUGCAACUGGCUGUUCUGUGGAAAACGCUUCACCCGCUCUGAUGAACUAGAGCGCCACGUGCGCACCCACACGCGGGAGAAGAAAUUCACAUGUCUGCUAUGCAAUAAACGCUUCACUCGUAGCGACCAUUUGAGCAAACAUCAGAAGACCCACACAGAAGCUAGUCUGCAAGGAAAAGGAGCGGAAGAGGAGGCGGAUCCCAGAGGACCGGAGGAACCAACGGACUCCAGUAAAGUGGCUCCUUCGGGGUCCGCAAGUGGCAUGCAGGACCCCACAGCCGGUGGAGAAGAAAAGACCACAGGAAAUGGUGUGGACAGCAGCAGUGGACUGCUGGAGAUAUAACAGUAUGCGUUGGAAUGGUGGAGGACUUGCAUUGGUGCUAAGCUGUGUAAAACUGAUACCUUGUGCAAAAAACAUUUAUUUUUAGGAGCUAGUUGAAUGUGGUCUCCACAGAUCAGCUUACCAUGAACACAGUUUUUUUUUUUUACUGGAACAAAAGGUGAAAACUGCUGGUUUUUGGAGAGAAAGUCCAUACAAGAAUCGUUUGAUACACAAGUUCUUCAGACAGAUCCUUGACAGUUGUCCGACUGGAGUGGCCUGCAUUUUGGGGACUCUUUUUCAUGAUUUUGACUCUUCAUCUUGAUUUUUAUCUAUUAAUUGAUGUUUUUUAAGUGUUGUGUUUGACCAUUUUAGGGGCAGAUGUUUUAGAAGCCCACCAAUCUGUAGAUUGCAUAAGUUUCUUUGCAGCAUCCCACAUUUGGGCUUUCAGUUGAUGCACAUUUUGCCCUUUUCUAAUCUUGUUUAUUUAAUUAAAAUUAAUUUCUUUUAUUUUUUUAAUUCUUUGUUCAAGAAUUUCUUGGAUAGAAUUGAUCAGGACAUAAUCUUCAAUAAUUCCAUUAUUGAUCUCUGUCUUUUACAAUGUUUUAUUUAAUUUCUUUUUUACAUAAAAUCUAAUUUAUGUCUUAAAUUAUGAACAGUUUGGAGACUAUGUUGUGUUUCAAUGGUUUUGCUGAAUGGAAACCAAGUUCUCGGAUCGGAGCGAGUCAUUUAUUAAUAAAUUAAGUUUUCUCAUUCUCAUGUGAUGAUUUAUUUAUUUAUUUUUUUGACACAUUUGAAGUUCUUUUGCCUUAUUUUCCUGACUCUUUUGUACAAUCUUAUAACCAAAAAUUUCACCAAUAAUUUUAAAAGAGACAUUCAAUCUUAAGGAAAACAUAUAUGUCAUUUUGUAAAGUAAAAUUUUAAUUGUGGGAAACAAAAUCCCAUUGAUCAUGGAUGAAAGUCAAAUUGCAAAUUUAUAAU